GCAUGUGUGUCUGCAGUGCCAUUCAGUCAUUUAAAGCAACCGUCUCUGCUUUGAAUGUGUGUGUGAGUGUGUAUGUGUGACAGAUAGAGAGUGCAUGUGUGUCUGUCCCAGUCUCCGGGGAGGUGGGAGUCUAACAGCCUGUUUGAGAUCAAAGACGAGACAUUCAUUUGGAUCAAGGUUGAAGCUCGAUCGGUGCAUUGGGAUUUCUAAACGGAGAGUAGAGAAACAUUGUGCCAGCCUACAACCACAGGAACGUCCAGCGUUCGGAAAACUAUUGUCACCGAAAGCGAGAGUAAAAGAGUCCGGCGAAAGGUGUGCACGAUACGUUACCUGAGCGUGUACUGAAUGUUGCCUAAACUCUUUUGGCUUCUGUAGAGCGUGACUGUUGUGAAAGGGCUUCGGCACCGUACUUGAUCGUUACUUUAACAUCUGUCUGUAGUAAGAGCAUCAUCAUGGCUGUACAACGGAUGCCCGAAUCUGCCGUCUGCCUUCUUAUGAUGACGGAAGGGCGGAGAUGUCAGGUUCAUCUCCUGGAUGACCGGAAACUGGAGCUCCUGGUGCAGCCCAAGUUAAUGGCAAAGGAUCUUUUGGAUCUGGUGGCAUCUCACUUCAAUCUCAAGGAGAAGGAAUACUUCGGAAUCUCCUACAUAGAUGAGACGGGUCAUUUCAGCUGGUUGCAGCUGGAUCGCCGUGUUCUGGAACAUGAGUUUCCCAAGAAAUCCGGACCCAUUGUGCUUUACUUCUGUGUUAGGUUCUACAUUGAGAGUAUCUCUUACCUUAAGGAUAAUGCAACAAUAGAGCUCUUCUUCCUUAAUGCAAAGUCCUGCAUCUACAAGGAGCUCAUAGAGGUGGACAGUGAGGUAGUCUUUGAACUGGCCUCCUAUAUCUUACAGGAAGCUAAAGGAGACUUCACAAGUAAUGAUGCUACGAGGGCUGAUCUGAAGAAACUGCCAGCACUGCCUACACAAGCACUGAAGGAGCAUCCUUCACUCGCAUACUGUGAGGACCGGGUUAUUGAGCACUAUAAGAAGCUAGGCGGACAGUCCAGAGGCCAGGCUAUCGUCAAUUAUAUGAGUAUAGUGGAAUCCUUGCCGACAUAUGGAGUGCAUUAUUACGCUGUUAAGGAUAAGCAGGGUAUUCCAUGGUGGCUGGGAUUAAGUUAUAAGGGCAUUUUUCAGUAUGACUACCAGGACAAAGUCAAACCAAGGAAGGUGUUCCAAUGGAGACAGCUGGAGAAUCUGUACUUCAGGGAGAAGAAGUUCUCAGUGGAAGUUCAUGACCCGAGAAGCAGGGCGUCGGUAACGCGAAGGACGUUUGGUCACAGUGGCAUCGCUGUGCACACUUGGUACGCCUGUCCCACCCUCAUCAAAUCCAUCUGGGCCAUGGCCAUCAGCCAACACCAGUUCUACCUGGACCGCAAACAGAGCAAGAGCAAGAUUCACGCAGCACGCAGUCUGAAUGAGAUAGCCAUAGACUUGACAGAGACGGGAACACUCAAGACCUCCAAACUGGCCAACAUGGGCAGCAAAGGCAAAAUCAUCAGCGGAAGCAGUGGCAGCCUGCUGUCCUCAGGCUCUCAGGAGUCGGACAGCUCUCAAACUGCUAAGAAGGACAUGCUGGCGGCUUUGAGGGCCAGACAGGAAGCUCUCGAGGAGACGCUCAGACAGAGAAUAGAAGAACUGAAGAACAUCUGCAUUAGAGAAGCGGAGCUGACAGGAAAGCUCCCUAAGGAAUAUCCUCUGGACCCCGGAGAGGAGCCACCUACCGUCAGACGCAAAAUUGGCACGGCAUUUAAACUGGAUGAACAGAAGAUCCUACCCAAAGGAGAGGAAGAGGAGCUGGAACGUAUGGAAAGGGAGUUUGCGAUCCAGUCUCAGAUAACGGAGGCGGCACGGCGGUUAGCGUCGGAUCCUCACAUCAGCAGCAAAAAACUGAAGAAGCAGAGGAAGACGUCAUAUCUGAACGCUCUGAAGAAACUGCAGGAUAUCGAGAACGGCAUCAAUGAAUACCGCGUUCGAUCCGGGAAGAAACCCACGCAACGUGCCUCUCUCAUCAUAGAGGAAGCAAAUAUCGGCUCAGAGGACAGCUCUCUGUCUGACGCCCUGGUGCUGGAUGAUGAUGACCCCCAGGUGACAGGAACCCCGACGUUCUCCCCGGCCGCUUCCCCACACAAGGGUCUCCCGCCACGUCCCCCCUCCCACAGCCGGCCGCCUCCUCCACAGUCCCUGGAUGGACUAAGACACCUGCACUACCAGCGCAGCGACUACGACAAGUCCCCCAUCAAACCACGCAUGUGGAGCGAAAGCUCAUUAGACGAGCCCUACGAAAGGGUGAAAAAACGCUCCUCGCACUCCAGUAGUCACAGGCGGUUCCCUAGCACAGGCAGCUGUGAAGCAGGAGGCAGUAACUCUCUCCAGAACAGCCCGGUCCGCUCCCUCUCUCACUGGAACAGCCAGUCCAGUAUGCCCUCAACUCCUGACCUGAGAACACGAAGCUACGUCCACUCAGCAAGUCUAACUCAACCCUUCCGUGGCCGGAGCUCCAGUCUAGAGUCACAGGGAAAGCUGCUGUCAUUGGAGGCAGACACAGAGACAGGACUUAGCCCUGACCUCUUCCUAUCAGGCCCACAGAGGACAGGAAGCAACGGCUCUGUUGUCCCAGACGACUGCUCGUCUUGCACCAGCCACUCCAGCUCAGAACAUUACUAUCCCUCGUCCACCUCUAACCCCAACUACUGCACGCUGGCCGAGGACUCGCCCUCCAAAGCCCGGCAGAGACAGCGACAACGGCACAAAUCCGCCGGGCACCUGGGUGCCUCUAGUUCCGGCAGCAUGCCCAACCUGGCGGCCCGUAACGGAGGCACCCAUUCGGGGGUGUGCGGGAGCCACCAGGGCGUGUACCUCCACAGCCAGAGCCAACCCUCCUCUCAGUAUCGCAUCAAAGAGUACCCACUUUACACCGAGGGCAGCAGUCCUAACGCCGUGGUGGUCCGCAGCCUGGAAAACGACCAGGAAGGUCACUACAGUGUCAAGGCGCAGUUCAAGACCUCCAACUCGUACACGGCUGGUGGUCUUUAUAAGGAGGGGUGGGGCUCAGGGGAGGACGGGGAAUCAGGCGGGAGCAGCGGGAGGUUGACGCCCUCUCGUUCGCAGAUUGUGAGGACUCCAUCUCUGGGGAGGGAGGGUGGAGGUGGUCGGACAGCGGUGUCAGACGAGCUGCGGUGCUGGUACCAGCGCUCUUCUGGAUCACUGAAGGAACGCAGUCGGGUCACGCACACCAGCUCCAACGCUUCAGAGGGACGCGAGGGGAGGAUAGGAACGCUAGUGAAGGGCUCACCAGCUGCCUCUCCGCUCAGUCAGAGAAGUGGAACGCCCUGUAGUGACCCCACAGCCACGCCGCCCUGUAGCCCACAGCACAUCCUCAACUGGCAGAGCGGAUCUCCGUUCAACGAUAGUUGUUUCCUGAGCAGUCCCCUGUGCUCUGAGAUAGCGGAUGUACAGUGGUACGGACGUGAGAAGGCAAAGCCGGGAACACUUGUCUAAACCCCCAUCCCUCUCGCCUCUGUCUAAAACGGAGAGUUCAAUAGGCAGGCCUGACUAAAGGCUGGACCUUAACUCAUCUAAACACACCAUUGGCUGGAGCCAGUACCACCUGACCUGCUCUUCCCCCUUUAACUUUCUCUCUGUAUAUCCGGCGGUACAGCGCUUACGAGCAACGGAAAUACAGGAGACUAAACUGAACUUGACCUUUCCUGACCCUCAUUCGAUGAACUUCGACCCAGUUAGCUGGCAGCCAGAUCCUCUGUAUGCACAAACCCUCCAUGUUUAAUCUGUUGGCGCAUGAGAGAAACCUCUUAUGUGCACGUUUAUUGUACUAUAAGUAAACUCCACCCAUACAUGCUCAACAUGACAUUGUCCCCUGCUGUCGUGUGUGUUCCCUUUGCACUGAUGUCAGAGAGCCGACAUCGUUCUCUUUCAUACACAUGACAUGCACAAAACACAUUCCGAUGAAUUGCUUUGUCAUCGACCAACUUCUUUGUAGAUUUUUAUUUUUUCAGUUCGACGACCACAAGCCCCUACAGCAUACCUUCUCAUUGGAGCCGAGUGCACCAUAAGCCCCGCCCACCGAUGUGAGUUGGCAACCUCUCCACGUCGGACCUGGAUUUGAUGGUCAUGAUGUGAAUACAAUUCAGCUAAAACAACCAGGCGCAUGUAUUUCCGAAAAAACACUGUUCAUGUCUGUGAAAACUGUGAGUGUCAUUUUGGAAACGUGGUCUUUGUAUGUAAUUUGUCAUCUGCAAAUCAUUCAAUACCUUGGUUUACAUUAGCUAACAUUUAGAAGCCAUAGCUGUCAAACUAAUGUUAGAUAGAGGUUAGCUCAACGUUAGCAUGACCUUCUCUCGACCGAUCUGUGAGGUACUGUACGUGCCGCGUAAUAACUCAGGCCACAACCAGUGUACUUUGUUACUACGGCAGUUUGCCAAAAUGGUGCUCUGAGCCUGUGCUGUACACAGAUGAUGUCCCACAAUGCCCUGCUGUAAGCCCGAACUGCAUGCAGAACGUCACAGCGUGAAAAUGACAAAUCCCCUCAUAGUCUAUGUAGUGUUGUGACAUCAGUGAGGUAACACGAAUGCCGUAUCUAAACCUUAAGUGGGACUCCGAACAAUCCUGGCCUUAUAGGUUUUGAGGUUUUUUGGUGUGUGUCUUGUUUUUAAUACUCACAUCACCAUUAUAACAUAUUACGCUCAUGUGUAUAAAAACCGCAAAGUCAGAUGAGCACAACGUAACGUGGCACACAGACUACUAAAAUGAUAUUGCAGUCUAAAUGAUGUUACCUCUGACCUAUAAAGGAUUUCAGGAGAUCAGCAUUCCAGAAUGUGAGACUCGAGCAGGUGCUCUGUUUUCAAAGCAUGCAAACUUCAUAACCAAUAAGCUCAAACAUCUCUGUAUGAGAUGAGUACAGGGUGCGUCUGAACCCGAGACCACUGGUGCCCGUCACCUCGAUCGUCGAGGAAAACAUCAAGCCAUAAAGCGAAAGAUCACGUUUAUUUAUACACACUGCAGUUUAGACACAAAGUACCUUAAGAAACAGCUGAAAGCACAGCCUUGGCUGUUAUCAGUCGACAUUAUAAAACAAUCAUAACAUUCAAAAGGGUCCAAGACUCAAACUGUAUGGCCAGUCAUUAAAUCAUACCACCCAGAUUAUCUCCAAGUCAGAAAUGUUUCGUUUGCCCUAAACUAGAUGGUUUAACACACACUGUGCAUCUAAAUGUCAAUGUGAGCUCACUCCUCGUCUACCUGUGUUCGAUAACAGCAGUAAUCUUUAACUAACACAUUUAUCUACAUUUAUAGGUAGGACUGUGGAAAUCUUGACUGGGUUCUUUUAAGAGAGAGUGUUUAUUUAAUGAAUUUUAUAAAUCAGUAUUUGUUUUAAUUUUACACAAAGCUGGGAAAUGGCAGCAACAUGUUCAGGUGCUACAGGACGAGCAGAUGCUGAGGAAGAUGAGCGCUUUGUUUCCUAGCCGUAGACGUUACCCAACUGUCGUUAAUAGCAGUUGCGCAAAAUGAAGGACGUUAGUUACUAAACUGUCUAUUACACUUCAUCUUGACAAUAGAGCAUGUUUUAUGAGUUCAUUUCAGACAUAACCGGACACAAUAAAACAAUGUUGUAGAGAAAAAAAAAUGUGGAAUUGUUGGGCGGGUUAAAUGUAACCAAAUUCCACAGUUAAUUUAUUCUUUUUUCUAUUAAGAAUUUGUAUAGUAACAUUUUUCAAAAAUCGUGUUGUUGGCAACUGAUACUGAAUUUUCCAGAAGAGAAAUGUGGUGGUUCUUGAGAUUCUGAAAAUAAAUUAUUGCUGAAUGUUCUCUAAAA
This is a messenger RNA of Misgurnus anguillicaudatus (oriental weatherfish), 5871 nucleotides long. NCBI's taxonomy places the organism in Eukaryota, Metazoa, Chordata, Actinopteri, Cypriniformes, Cobitidae. The record is from RefSeq and is a predicted model, not a curated record.